AUGGCGGCAGACGCUCCCAUCAGCAAACUGGGAGACGAUCUCCUCGAAGAAAUUCUCGUCCGCAGCUUCCCGCAUCCCAGAUCCGCCUGCCGUAGCAAAUCAGUCUGCAAGCGAUGGAACUCCCUAAUCUCUCGCUCCCGUUUCAACAGCCGUUUCGUUUCUCAUCAUCGAAGCAGGAACGAAGGCCAACCACCCCUGCUCCUUCUCUCGAAGGACGACGCCCUGCCACUGCCGCCAUCGCUCCUGAGCUUCCUCCCCGUACCCGACGAAUUCCGAUCCAACUUCGUGAUUUGGGAUUCCUUCAAGGACUUGCUUCUGUGCGGGUUUCGGUAUUCGGCUUGGGACGACAAUCACGAAAGGGCGAGAUCGCUCUUGAUCUGCAAUCCCUUUACAGAGCAAUGGGUCGCCCUUCCCUUGGCGCCUGAAACGUCGUCGUGCAGGACGUACGGAACGAAGGAAGUGAAAUUGAUCGGUCGAGAAGUUGGUAAUCCUAAUGAUUUGGAUCUGGGUGAUGGCCAAGUAUUUAUGUAUCCCGACUAUCGAUUUCGCGUUCUGGUUCGAUAUGAAGAGGAUUCGUUGAACCGGUUGACGCGGAUGAGAAUCGGUUCAGAACUACAUGUGUUCUGCUUCGAGUCCCGGAAAUGGUCGACCAUAAUGGAUAGUCAUCUUGCACCUAAUGCAACGUCUUCGAAUGGGAAGUUGUAUUCGAUGGAGCACCAAUACGAUGUUGAAAUCUUGAGGUUUGAUCCUUUCCGCCCACACAUACUUCCGACCACUAUAGUCAAUACGACUUUCUUUGACAUGUGGGGUGCAAUUACCCAUUUCUCGGCCUCACAUGGUGCUACUUAUAUGGUUCAACAUGAUCGACCACGACAUCAUGUGCCCGACGCAGAUGUUUUCGUAGUUCGGAGGUUGGAAGAAGGCUGCUUGACAUGGAUUCUAUGCCACGAAGUGUCUCUGAAGGAGCUAAAACUUAACAGCGGGCCCGAAGUUGAGAAGAUGGAAGUCGUUUCUGUGCUCGCUCAGCAUUCGGAGCGACCGGAAAUUUUGUUCCUGGAAUGUUAUUGCGAUUCGGUUUUCGAAGAGACGGAAAUUCCGUUCACAGUGGUCAAGGAGACUGUUGUUUUUUCGUGCAAUCUGGCGACGGGAAAACUGGAGCUUGUUGCCGAUCAGAGACGGUGUACUUUUCUCGGUCGAUGGAUGGUCUUGCAGCCUGGGACCACUUGUUUUUCUACACCAAUUCCUAGUUAUGAGAAAUUGCUCGGCAUGUAUAAUGGAAGCUGCAAUGAUUUGAUUCAGAGCAGAAAAUCAACUUAG
Molecule: messenger RNA, 1317 nt
Organism: Linum tenue
Lineage: Eukaryota; Viridiplantae; Streptophyta; Magnoliopsida; Malpighiales; Linaceae
Source: the annotation of a GenBank genome assembly